AUAUCAUCAUAUGACUUUUCAUAACAGUCGUCAACUGGAGCCGCCAUCGGUCCGCUACUUGGAAGUUCGCCAUCGAAAGGAAUAUAUUUGGUUCUCCGGUCAUGUCAGUCUUGAGAAUAAUAACUGUGUUUGCAGCAUUGGUAGCCCAAGUGUUCAACUGGACGGCGUUCUGCACGUCUGUGUGGGGCAAAAUGUACGACAGCGUCUUCGGCGACUCGUACAGAAGUGUUGGGUUGUGGGUGUCAUGUCCGUCCGACCUCGUGACCCAGUGCUACUCCUACGUCGGGACCACUUUAGGUUUCCAUGUGGCCAUUCAAGCAAUGGCGUGUCUGGGGUUCAUUGGCGUCAACUUCACCUUUGUGGCCGCCAUCCUCCGGAUGUCGGCGGCGAAGGACUGGAGGAGUCAGUUCCAUCUGUCCAACGGCGCAGUGGCUCUACUCAGUGCCUUCUUCUGGAUGGUUGCUGUCGCCGUUUUCGGGGCGUCCUACAGACGUGACGGACGUCUGAUGAAUGGCGUUGGAAGGCUUGGCGAGAUUGGCUUCUCGUUCUGGAUGGCUGUUAUGACGAUGUUGGUGGAGAUCGUUCUUACUGUGCUGUUUAUGAUCGGCAAGAAGAUGGGAGGCUCUGUCUCCGUCAACGAGCCUCGAAACAGAACCGGAGUAGAUGUGUCCAUCACUGAAGUCGACGGCGUGUAACGGACAAUCAGUCGUAAUGUUCCUUGUAGAGGAGAGUAAUCACGAUGUCUUUCUGUAACAGGUCUAAAGCAAUCCACAUGUCAAGAUGUAUUCCCAAUGUAACUGACCAGAAAACCAUUGACAACUUCAGAACGCUAAUCAUUUCCCGAGGUGUCUGUUGUUAUUUUGUCUUUCUAAAGCUAUAUUCGAUCGUUUAAGGAAUAGAGAUUAAUUAAUCUUCUUAAUAAUCAUUGUAAUGAUUUUAAAUCUUGAAUAGCCGUUGCAUUCACGGUAUCUAUUUCAAAUAUAUAUAAUCUUCCCCGUUCCACAGUCAUAUGGGCCUCUAUUAUUAUUGACAAAAGGGAAUAGUUGCGUCCCUUGGUCAUGUCAGGAUCCGCUAAUCGUGGAAUUGAGUUCGACUUAGUUAUGAUCCCUGUUAUUUUGUCGUAUACUUCCUUUGCACUGAAGUGAUAAACAUCACUCGUCACGUUCUUUCCCCUAUCACUAAGCUGGAACGGAAUGAUGUAAGAGAAAGCGAUGUUAAACCAACUUUCUCACGCAUCCACUGUAGAUGGGAACAACAUCAGUUGCGAAAAGUGGAAGUUUUUCGUACAGUCUGAUACCAAUCCAGGAGUGAAAGAAAACCCAAGUACCCCAUGCCUGCCGUAAGAGGCGACAGAAAUGGGGAUUGAGUGGUUACAAUGGCCGCUGAGUAUGACUAGUCCCCGGAUAUGUGACCAACAGGAUAACCGACACCUGUUACACAACAGUUUUAGUCAUCUUUUACCCAGGGACGCUCGUAUUAUCGACCAAUUGGUCUGGUCCAGGCUCGAUCUGCGUAUAGUCCGACGUGAUGUUAAUGUAAUAUUGCUGACUUCGGCCUCAACUCGCCCGACGAUCACACGGUAUAUGUAACUUGAAUAUUUAAUCAUUUCCCUUACGAAAUUUAAGAAGUUUACAUGAAAAGACAUUGUAGACUGAAACUCUGUUAAACGGGACGGUCCGGUUUCCAUAGAAACUGUCCGUAUGAACUGAUCUUUGGCUUCUGGAGAAACUGUCCGUAUGAACGGUUCUUUUGGCUCCUGGAGAAACUGUCUGUAUGAAAGGUACUUUGGCUUCUAGAGAAACUAUCCGUAUGAACGGUUCUUUUGGCUUCGUGAACGUCCGUAAGGCGGAACGUCCGGAUCAGCAGUGUCUGGACUAAAGAGGUUUUACUGUUCCAUACUGGGUAACCUAUUUUCUGAUUACAUGUUGCCACAAAGUUAUUUUGAAAGAUAUAUCAGCAACGAUGUUCGGGUCUUAUUUAAAUGUUGGGUUGAUUGGUGUAAAUAAAUGUAUAGAUACUUCUUGUAAAUCAUAUCCAAUGUAAAUAUACGUCUCAACGAACUCAACAUCUAUAUAGACCAAAUGUAAUGCUCUUGGCUGUAUGUGAUAUACUAAUAUAUCUUGUAUAUAAUAUGUUGUCAGGCCAUUUCUUCUUCUUGCUCUCUGGAUCUCUGUCACUAUGGUUUCUAUGGCAAUGUUGAUCCAAAUCCAUGACAGGGAAAUUAACCCAACCAUGAACUUGUUUCAAGGAAUAAUUAAGAAAUGUUUUCAUGCAUCCAUAGUAACAUGACGUCAGAAUCAAACAUGUUUUAGAGACACAUGUUCACUGAAGUGUUUUAAUUUCUCGGUUGAGGUAUUUGUACCUGGAAUAAUGUAUACAAGCACAUUGUUUGAAUAAAAUCAUUUGAAUCGCAA
Messenger RNA from Haliotis rufescens (red abalone), 2414 nucleotides. RefSeq lists its product as uncharacterized. NCBI's taxonomy places the organism in Eukaryota, Metazoa, Mollusca, Gastropoda, Lepetellida, Haliotidae. The transcript is spliced from 3 exons. The coding region runs from base 102 to 695 and encodes 197 amino acids. The record is from RefSeq and is a predicted model, not a curated record.